GGUCUGUCCGUGUCGUUGGAAGAUUUGAAUAAACUUUAAAAAAUGCCAUCGAGGAAGUAUCGAUCGGUUGGAACCGAGGAGAGUGUAGUGAUUUCAGGGAUUUCCGGGCGAUUUCCGCAAACGGAUAAUGUGCAAGAUUUUGGACGUAAUCUGUUUGAGAAGCGGGAUCUGGUGGACGCCAAGGAAAUACGAAGUGCGCAUACGAUGCCGGGUAUGCCGAAGCGAACCGGCAAGGUGAACAACUUGGAUAAGUUCGAUUACGAGUUUUUCGGGAUGGACCGUCAUAUGCGCGACACGAUGGAUCCUCAGGUGCGGAUGACGAUCGAGCAUGUGUAUGAGGCCAUAUUGGAUGCCGGUGUUAAUCCGGAGACUCUACGGGGCUCGCGGACCGGUGUGUUUUGUGGUGUUUGCUUCUCCGAAACCGAAGUGCGGAUGUACUAUAUUGCAUGUCCACCGAAAGGUUUGGGGGUGCUGGGAUGUUCCAAAUCACAACUGGCAAAUCGUGUGUCGUACACGAUGGAUUUCAGAGGUCCUUCUAUGGUGUGUGACACUGCCUGCAGCAGCUCAAUGUACGCUUUGGAUUUGGCCUACAGGAGCAUAUUGAAUGGGGAAUGUGAUGCGGCAGUCGUUGCAGGGAGCAACCUUACUUUGCAUCCGUUUAUAACGUAUCAAUUCUGGCUGCUGGGAGUAUUGGCAACCGACGGAAUUUGUCGACCGUUCGAUAAGAAUGCAACGGGAUAUUCUCGAUCGGAGGCGGUCUGCGCCAUAUUUCUGCAAAAAGCCAAGGACGCUAAGCGAAUCUACGGUAAUCUGGUGCAUUCAAAAACUAACUGCGAUGGGUUUAAACCGGAGGGAAUCACCUAUCCGUCGGGUGUAAUGCAACAAAAACUUUUGAAGGAAUUCUACGACGAAGUCCACAUCAGUCCAACUGAAGUGAAUUACGUGGAAGCUCACAGCACCGGAACGUACGUUGGAGACCCGGAGGAAUGUGAUGCCAUAGACAAGGUAUACUGUGCCGGACGGAAGGAACCUCUGCUAGUUGGUUCAGUGAAAUCCAACAUCGGCCAUUCGGAGCCCUCGGCUGGCGUGUGCUCCAUAACGAAAUGUAUCAUUGCGAUGGAAACCGGUUUGAUCCCACCGAACAUUAACUUUGAAGAGGUUAAACCCUCGAUUGCUUCGUUGGUCGAGAAAAGGUUACAGGUGGUAACUGAGACCACACCUCUGACCGGCCCGCUGGUUGCCAUCAAUUCGUUUGGAUUCGGAGGAGCGAACGCACAUGCGUUACUGUGUCAAAAUUUGAAAGAGAAGAAAAAUUUUGGAUUGUCAGCAGAUGAUCUUCCUCGGUUGGUGGUUUGGUCUGGAAGAACUCGAGAGGCUGUUGAUACAAUGCUGCGGGCUAUUACGCAGCGUCCGUUGGACGUGGAGUUCACUGCCUUGGUGUACAAUAUCCAGAAGCAGGCCAUCCCUGGGCAUAGAUAUCGCGGGUAUGGGAUUUACCGGAAGAACGGCAACAAGCCAGCGAUUCUUAAAGAGUCAUACAUUGAGCGCAUUGCCCUCGAUCCUCUGCCGUUGGUAGCCAUUUUCGGUGGAAUCAAUCCGUUAUGGCGGCAGGAGCUUGAUGGGUUGAAGCAGUUUUUGUCGGUAGAAAACACUCUAGCCAAAUGCCAGGCAGUGCUUCAAACGCUAAAGUUCGAUCUGUUAAAAAAAUCACCUGCUAAGGAAUCUCUCUUGCACACCAUGGUCGGAACGGCCAUACUGCAGAUCGCCAUCGUUGAUUUACUGAACUCCAUUGGGGUAAAGUUCGACUCGUACGGUGGUCACUCGGUAGGGCAGUUCACCUGCGCCUAUCUGGAUCGCGGCUUGAGCUUAGAGCACGUUCUUCGGGCCGUAUUCUGGCAUGGAUUAGUGUACGCGGAAAGUAAGGCCAUAAGUGAAAGCACCGCUUUGGUAAAAAUUAACGCCAAGCUGGACCGACUUCCUCUGAAGGAUAUGGUCCGAAAUGCAGCCAAUUCUUUUGGAGUGCUAGCAGGCUCAAAGCAGGCUAUUUUUGAACAGAUUCGACAGCUAAAUUCAUCCGGUUUCGGGGCGGAAGAACUUUCCUUUGCUAGUCUGAGUUGUGAGCCUCCAAAGGAUGGCUCCCUGUCGAACAAGCUGCGCCAAACAAUGAACGCUGUGCUCAGCCAGAUGAUCUUACCGACGUCGAAAUGGAUCACAUCGAAACUGCCCCAAACUUCGUCAAUCCUUCACUCACCUAAACUGCACAAUUUAGUUUCGAUCGUCAACCUAUUGGAUCACAUACCGAGGCACAGCUACGUAGUGGAACUGGGCAGCCAGCAAUCCUGCGAGAAGGUGCUGAAGAUGUUGAACUACAAAUCGAAUUAUCUCCCGCGGGGACUCGAAUCACCGGAUGUUGCUUGCAAAUUACUGAGUCGGAUCGGACACAUGUACUUGACCACACAGAAUCCCCAAAUUUCGAAGCUAUAUCCAGCGGUACAGUUUCCGGUAUCACGUGGAACGGCCAUGGUAUCGCCCUUAAUUCGAUGGGAUCAUCGUGAAACGGCCUUCGUGGUUCAAUAUAAGGGUGAUGAAACGAGCAACUCGAACGCGUUGGCCUUUAAGAUCAGUUUGACUGAUCGGGAUUAUCAGUUCAUUACGGGGCACUGCAUCGAUGGUCGGGUGCUGUUUCCUGCUACCGGUUACUUGUAUCUGGUUUGGGACUUGAUGUGUUGUCUUGUGCGCCGUGAGCUGCUGCACACUCCGAUCCAGUUUGAGGAUGUACAGUUUCUGCGCGCUACGACUCUGACGAAAGAUCAAACGGUUUACCUGGAUGUGAUGCUGCAGAAGGUGUCUGGAUUCUUUGAGGUACUCGAAGGGGACACGGUCGUUGUUACGGGUUAUGCAAGGGAAAUGCCUGUUGCACCUGAGGUUAAGGUUGCUGAAAGGGAUUCUACGGCCACGGUUCUACCGACUAAGGAUUUCUAUAAAGAGCUUAGACUACGAGGUUACCACUAUUCCGGAUUUUUCAAAUCGGUUUUGGAGGCACGAGUCGAUGGAUCAGAGGCCAAAAUAGAGUGGAAAGGCAGCUGGGUAGCGCUGAUGGAUUGCAUGUUACAGGUCGGCAUCAUCGUCUCGGACACCCGUUCGCUGAUGGUACCAACGGCAAUCGAGCGGGUAACAAUCGACCCACUGCGGCACAUGGCACAGCUGCAGAAAGACACCGAUGGACGGGAGUUUUUCCCCGUCAAAACCUGCUCGGCAUCGAACGUUUCAGUGUGCGGGGGAAUAGUAAUCACAAACCCCCGGGCGAUGGUUGUUGGACGACGAAACCCGGGCGCUCCGGUGCUCGAAACGUAUCAGUUUGUUCCAUAUAACGGUCAAAAAGUGAUUUCCGCGCGAGAAGCAGUACGGAUUGCUGUUCAACUAGCGUUGGAGAAUGUUCCAACCUAUACAGUUGGAGUGACGGAGGUCCAGGUUGAAUCGCUGCCCGUGCUGUGUCCGUUGUUCGGGGAGGCGGUAGCCGAUCUUCCCUUAGUUCAGUCCAACCUGGUGUUACUGACGGGCAAUGAAGUGGAAACGAGCAACGUUCAGGUCAAAAAUGAAAAGCUGGCAGAUCAGACAAGCUGCCUGUUUGUAAUUUCAGACAACAAACUAGCCGAGUUUAGCUUUUUGCAAUCGGUCAUGUCUUGCCUGGUAGACAGCGGAUUUUUAAUAGUCCGAGAAAGUACCAAUUUCAAUGUAGAAGAAUUUAGACCACCGAACGAAUUCCAUCACAUUGCAACGUUCCGCGUUGAUCAAUCGGAAACACUGAUCCUUCUGCAGUGUAAAAGCCGUCAAUUCCUAGAAUCGCCAAUGGCCAUUCAGCUGCAUACGAAUGACUACACCUGGCUGUUGGAGCUGAAACAGGCAGUGAAAUUUAUGCCAGUUGUGGUUUACGCUCAGAAUGAUUCGACUUCGGGAAUUCUAGGGCUGGUUAAUUGUAUACGGAAAGAACCGAAACUGCAGAACGUUCGCUGUGUGUUCAUUGAUGAUCCAACGGCUCCGCCGUUUGCUUUGGAUCAUCCGUUCUACCAGAAUCAACUGAACCUGGGACUGGCGAUCAAUGUGUUCAAAGAUGGCGUCUGGGGUAGUUAUCGGCACGCGUUGCUUCCUCCAACGAAAACUGUUGGACCGGUGGAUGAUCACUGCUAUGCUAAUUGCUUAACGAAGGGGGACUUGUCCUCCUUAAUGUGGUUCAAAGGACCCUUGAAUGAGCAACCAGGAGCGACUAACAAAUUACGCGUGGUUUACAGUGCGUUAAACUUUCGUGAUGUGAUGGUUGCAACGGGAAGACUUUCUUCAGAUGUUUUACUUUCCAAUCGGCUGAACGAGGAGUGCGAGUUGGGGUACGAAUUUGCUGGAAUCACCGACGAUGGUCGAAGAGUUUUUGGUUCGGUACAAUCUGCUGGGUUGGCUACGAUUGCCACAUAUGAUCCUCAGUGGACGUGGCCAGUUCCGGACCACUGGACACUGGAGGAAGCUUGUACGGUGCCGCUGGUUUAUGCUACGGUUUACAGUGCCUUCUUUAUAUGGGCAAAAAUCCAGAAAGGUAAAUCGAUUUUGAUUCACGCCGGUAGUGGAGGAGUUGGUCAGGCAGCAAUUCAGGUUGCCCUUGCCGAGGGUUUGGAGGUUUUUACCACGGUUAGUACACCACAGAAGGCGGCAUUCUUGCUGAAGCGCUUCCCCCGGUUAGUGAAGGAAAAUAUUGGAAACUCCAGGGAUAUUUCCUUCGAGAAGAUGGUGAAACAUCAGACAAAUGGUAAAGGUGUGGAUUACGUGUUGAAUUCGCUGUCCGAGGAGAAACUGCAGGCUUCGAUAAGGUGUUUAGCCAAGGGAGGACACUUCCUGGAGAUUGGGAAGUACGAUAUGGCGAGAAAUUCUAAGAUCGCGAUGGUGUUGAUGCAGCGAGGGCUAACCUUUUCCAGUGUGAUGCUUGACUAUAUGUGGCAGGAUACUGCGAAAUUCAAUGAGCUCCAUCUCCGCCUGGGCGAAUUCUUCCAGUCCCCCGUUGUCAAGCCGCUGAAUACAACCGUGUUCGAUGCUGGUGACCUGGAGCAGGCUUUCCGCUUUUUGGCAAGUGGAAAGCACAUCGGCAAGGUGCUGCUGAAGUUGCGCAACAGUGAGUCCGAUCGCGAAACUGUGCCGCUAACGUACGUCCAUCGGGUGUACUGCAAUCCGGACCAGGUACAGGUGCUGGUCGGAGGACUCGGUGGUUUCGGGCUGGAGCUUGCCGAUUGGCUGAUCCUGCGAGGUGCCCGGAAGCUGGUGCUGAGCUCCAGCAGGGGAGUCACAAAACCGUACCAGGAGUUUAGGAUUAAACUUUGGGAAAGUUACGGCGUUAAAUUGAUGGUUUGCACUGAGGACAUAACCACCAAGGACGGUUGUUAUGCGUUGCUAAGGGAAGCUGGCAAGCUGGGACCGGUGACGGCCAUUUAUAACCUAGCAGUACAGUUGCGAGAUGGUAUACUGGAAAAUCAGACUACGGAGAAAUUUUACGAGUGCCUCGCGCCGAAGGCACAAGCGACUGGGUAUCUGGAUUUCGCUAGUCGCGAAUGUUGUCCCCAGUUGAAGCGUUUUGUGGUGUUUUCCAGUGUUUCCUGUGGACGAGGAAAUGCAGGUCAGAGUAAUUAUGGAAUGGCGAAUUCUAUUAUGGAGCGGAUUAUCGAGCGGAGGAAGGCUGCCGGGUUGCCAGCGAAGGCCAUUCAGUGGGGUGCAGUAGGAGAGGUCGGCCUUGUGGCCGAUAUGGUGGAAGACAAGGUGGACAUGGAGAUUGGGGGGACUUUGCAGCAGAGAAUCACUUCCUGUUUGCAGGAGUUGGAUACACUAUUGUCUUGCGAGGACCCAAUCGUGGCCAGUAUGGUUGUGGCGGAGAAGCGCUCCGGUUUUGGAUCGAAGAACAUCAUUGAAGCUGUGAUGAAUAUUAUGAACAUUCGCGAGCUGAAAUCCGUAUCGAUGGAGAGCACGCUGGCGGAUAUCGGGAUGGAUUCGUUGAUGGCGGUUGAGAUCAAGCAAGUUCUCGAGCGGGACUUUGAUCUGGUGCUAUCACCGCAGGACCUACGUACGUUAACCUUCUCCAAGUUGGUUAAGUUAGAUGAGAAAAAGAAACAAGCGGAUCAGGACGGAGCAGGGAAGGAGGACAAAGCUGAUGGCGAAACGGUAUUUGGUGUUGAUGUGUUGCUGGGAAAUUUUGGCACUGAAAAACACAGCGAUCAAACUAUUCUUCGACUGCCUUCGGCUAGCGAUGUUGGUCGGCCAGUGUUGAUCAUUCCGGGUUUGGAGGGAGUUGCCACUAACAUGUGGAACGUGAUAGCGGAGAAGAUUAAUGCACCGGUAUUUAUGCUGCAACUGCUUAGUACCCACGAGUGCGACAGUAUUCCGGAGAUUGUGGAUUGUGUGAUUGAAGAGUUGUGCAGUACAUUAUUUAGUCAGCAUGACAAUUAUGCGAUCGUUGGUUACUCCUUCGGUUCUCUGGUAGCAGGAGAGAUCGUCAAGCGUUUACAAGCGAGAAACAAGCAGGGCAAACUUCUGCUGCUGGAUGGUGCUCCAAAGUAUAUGAAGCUCCUAUCACUCCAGCAGAUGGGCGACACUCCGGAGAAAAUCCAAAAGAAACUCAUGGCUCUCAUCAUUUCAUUUGCCCUUCCUAACGAACCCGUAGAAAAGUUGCUUUCUAUCAUGCAGGCAGCGACGUUCCAGGAGCAAACGGAGAAGCUGAUCGAACUGAGCAAAGGACAAAAAAUUUACUCGGCAGAAUACACCCGAAAAAUGACGAAGGCCCUCUACAAGAGAAUUCGUAUGGCGGCGCUGCUCAAUCUGGACGUUGGUCGACCGUUGAACGUUCCGAUCGUGCUGAUACGACCGAGUGCGGCUUUCCAUCUGGACAUCGAGAGUGAUUACGGGCUGUCCGAGUACACGAGCGGAUCGGUGUCGCUGCACACGAUCGAGGGUAACCACAAGACAAUGGUGGAGAAUCCCGAACUGGUGGAGAUUAUAAAUAGCUUCAUUCUGUAGGCCCCAUGCUAAUCAAUUGGUGUACUUAUGCGUAGAGUAAUGUCAAUAAAUGUAAGUGAAAUGCAGGGCGCA
Wyeomyia smithii (pitcher-plant mosquito) is the source of this 7116-nucleotide messenger RNA. RefSeq names its product fatty acid synthase-like. The transcript has 7 exons. Gene Ontology annotation, molecular function: oxidoreductase activity; fatty acid synthase activity; phosphopantetheine binding. Gene Ontology annotation, biological process: fatty acid biosynthetic process. Bases 43 to 7044 code for a protein of 2333 amino acids. The record is from RefSeq and is a predicted model, not a curated record. Lineage: Eukaryota; Metazoa; Arthropoda; Insecta; Diptera; Culicidae.